Messenger RNA from Xenopus laevis (African clawed frog), 5337 nucleotides. It is a transcript of the gene cdan1.L, whose product is annotated as codanin 1 L homeolog. Gene Ontology annotation, cellular component: nucleus. Bases 121 to 4047 code for a protein of 1308 amino acids. Gene Ontology annotation, biological process: chromatin organization. The transcript is spliced from 28 exons. The record is from RefSeq and is a predicted model, not a curated record. NCBI's taxonomy places the organism in Eukaryota, Metazoa, Chordata, Amphibia, Anura, Pipidae.
ACUGGGCAGCGUUUUCCACGUGUAGGGAACUCCGCCUCACUGUGUCCGUAGCCCCGCCCACACAGCGUCGUCAGUGGAGCUGAUGGUUGGCGCGCUAAGCUGAAGGGGGCAGGCCGCAGAAUGGCGGCGGUGUUGGAGUUGUUGCUGCAGGAGCAGGUUACAGUAGGAGCAGUUGUGCGCUGGGUAACGAACACAACGCAGGAGAAACCUGCACCUUCCAGUCUUGCCUCCCUCAGUUUACUUCAAAAAGACUUUGUCCCAUUUCUUCUUAAUUUUUUACGUGAACAGACUAGUCAGAUUCUGACUAAUGGGCCCUCUACGCCAGCAAAGACCCCAACCUCCAAGGCCAUAUCAAAGCCCAGUAGCACCCCUCAUCAAAGGACAAUUUCGGAGAAGAGGACUUCAAACUCGUCAGGUCACCGUGGAAGUCGGAUGCAGCUUUUUGCCCAAACUCCAAAUAGCUCAAAUGCAUCAGAUACUUAUUUUUUGUCUUCCACUUCUUUCUCCAAUGACUCUUCUCUUUUGUCCAGAUCAAACUUGACUGCUAAUUUGUCAGGAAAAAAAUCUGGUCCAACUAGUCCAAACCUUGGCUGCAGCCCAUUGAUGCAUUACAAUGAAAAACGCUCUGCACACAAACCUAGCUUGGGAAGCUUUUUGGUUCUUACACCAGAAGGGCAGCCACCUCGACGUGGUCGUAAAAAGAAUAAUAGCUCUGGCCGCCAAAUGUCCAGAGACCAGGGAAGGAGAUCAAAUGAUGAAGAAAUCCAGGGAGAUGUUUCAUGGAGUGCAAACAGGAGAAUUCACGGGGGCUCUGACUCUGCUACAUCCCCUCCAGGUGUUAGCCAACUAAAUCUUAAUAACUUGGAUGAAUUCCCUCCAAUGAAUGCUUCAGCUUCCAGCAAAUCAAAACCAUCCAGAAGAAUCAAUCCUACUCCGAUCAAUGACGUAAGCUUGAUGUCCAAAUCCAGGGUCUGCUUCACCUCCACACCCAUACAGCAGUCCACUAUAAACCGACACCAGGCAGGCAUGGAUGUGUUUACUAAUGUUAAAGAAGGAAACUGUUCUCCUGCAAACGGUGGAAGCCUUCAUGAAGAAAGGGAAAUUUUGAAGAAAGAAAGAUCCAAAUUAAUGCAGCACACAUCCUCUCCAGUUCUAUUGGAUCCUGUCACUCCCACCAAGUGUUACAGCCGAAACAUGAGCCUGUCUGCAGAUACCCUGCUCCAUGCAGACAAUGCAAAAGUGACAUACAGGAAACAGCUGAACAUCCUUGCUGAGCUCUAUUCAGCUUGUAUAGCAGAAAAUCUCGUGCCCAAUAUAUUCCUGGAAUUCUUUUUUGUCCUGCAGUUGCUCACAUCAAGGGGGCAUGCUGCAGAUGGAGAGUGUGAUCCUCAUAUUAUGUGCAACAUUAAAGAUGCAGUGGAGCAACCUUACUUUCAAAGUGUUCACAAUUGCGUAUUCUUUGCAGUGGUGGUCCUUGAUUUUCAGUUUCCGGUAAUUUCUUAUUUGGAUAAAAGUACCUUGAAGCUUCUUGCUGAAAAUGAACGUAUUUCUGCAUUCUCAUCUGCAUUACAUGAGCGACUUCUGAAAGUCUAUGAAAAAAGUACAGCAAAGGUUUCCCUCUUUCUUCCACCUGCCAUACAGUCUGUGUCUUUUCAGCCUGAAACUGAUAACAGAUCGAACUUCACUAGUGAUCGGGCCUUCCAUAUAUUUAAGAAACAGAGAGAUGUUUUCUAUGAAUUGCUGCGAGAGUGGGAGGAUAAACAUAGAAAAGCAGAUUGGGACUUUGAGCGUUGCCUUGGCGGUAGGAUCAGGGGAAUGAUGGCCAAUCUUUCUGCAGUAUGUAACCACCAUCACUUUGCUAGACUGUUUCAAAAGCAGCUCGUCCAGAUGUGUAAAGGAUACAGUGGAGGGAUCAGUGGCUCCAGUGCUGGUGAUAACCCAGAUCAGGAUGUGUUAAAUAUGGUUGGCUCAGACAAUCUGAACAGACUGAAGCGCUUGCAGGAGAGAUUUGUUACCCCCCAGAGUAUUUGCGGGCCAUGCCCACCUCCUUGCUUCCCUGGUUACCAGGAGUUCUUCAGAGACUUCAUACUCUGUGCGGAAAAUUAUCAUUUUAACCAACAUCUGAUGGACAGCCUAUGCCAAGAGAUAAAGGAACUGGAUGGCAUUUCUAUCAUUGGGCAUGAGCCAGCUGAUGGAGAGUCUGAUAUGGAUGAGCAGGAUGAAAAAAUUCAUUUUGCUUCUAUCAUAAUGACCCUUCGUUUACUUGCAAAGUUUCUGGGAUUUGUGAAUUUCCUGCCCUACAGAACAACAGAAACACUCACCAGUGAACUGCAAGAGUCUGCUAUUGUUUUAAGAAACCAGACUCUACCCAUGUUGGACGUGUUGCAGCUGCUCAGGAGAUCAAUGCAGGAGUACCGUAUUGUGCUGACUGUCCCAUGGGUAGUAGAAUAUUUGUCAUUAGUCGAUCAAAUCGCUCCCUUUCUGGACUAUUACAAGAAAGUGUUUACGCUACUGAUGCACCUGUACAGAUACAAGCUGAUCCUUGCUGAAGAGAGAGAAAUGGGAUUCCUGAAUAAGCUGCUUAUUCUUGCCGUGUUGGGUUGGCUUUUUCAGGUACCUCCAGUACCAGAGGAAUUGUUUUUUGACAAUGAAAAUGUAGAGGGGGACUUUGCUGUCAGUUCUGUAACAGUGACACAGGGGCUGGACUCAAUGCCUUUGGUGGACCAACAGCUGCUGUAUAGUUGUUGUCCAUAUCUUGGAGAACUGAAAAAGUUACUGUUAUCAUUUGUUGCUGGUAGCAGUGCCAAAAAUGGUGGGUUUCUAAGGAAAAUAACUCCCACUGCUGCAGAACCUCUGAUUCCAAAGCCUACUUUAUCACAAAAGAAGCUUCAGGCUGAACUGGAGCAAGCAUUCUUCCACAAUCAGCCGCCCUCUCUUCGGAGAACAGUGGAGUUUGUGGCAGAGAGAAUUGGUUCCAACUGUGUUAAGCACAUCAAGGCCACUCUUGUGGCAGAACUUGUGAAGAGAGCAGAGCUCCUCCUGCAGGACAGUGUGACACAGGAAAGUUCCACACACAACAAGCAGCUUGACACUGUGUGCACCAAGCUCUGUGAGGAUGGCAGGCAGGCAGUGCAGAAAGGCAAAGAGUAUUGCACAAGGAAAGCUCCAGAGGCCCUUCGACUUCUGCUGCCUGAAGAGAUAUCAGCAUCUGUGCUGAGUAGUGCUGAAGACAUAGCAGUGGCUCUAGCUAUAGAGAAGGCAUGCAGCUGGCUAAAUACUAAUAUAUCAGCAUUAAUAAAAAGGGAGGUUAAAGCUGCGUUUGCUCGAAUGCUGAAAAUACACAGUCAAAUCUCGUCAUCGAUGGGAUGUGAGAGUGUAAAAGGAGGAUGCGAUAAUGGCUGUGAGCACAAUGCUCCUCUCCCCUCCCAGCUGAUUACAGAAAUAAAGGAUAUCCUGAGUAUUGCAGUUGGGCCUCGUGAUGAAGAAGAAGUAGUAGAUUACAUGCACCUAAAGAAUACCCUUACACAUCUGUCUCAGACUUUAAAAUGCAGAAUAUACAUGUGUUACCCAGCAGAGCAGCACUUGGCCAAGUGCACUGUGGAACUGGCAUCUUUGUUAGUGUCUGAUAGAAUUCCAGUAAGUGGGUUCCCUUCAUCCGAGCAUAGUCAUGAAAUGCAAACAUUGAAGAGAAAAGCCUUUAGUGACCUGCUGACACUGCUGCUUUCUGUGUGGAAGAAAGACUUCACGGCGACCAUUCCCUUUUAUCUCAUGUUCAGCAUGAAGAAUAUAACCUAUAUUACAGAUAUCCAGUCCCACAAGUGGGAGUUGUUUGAGUUCAUGUUACGUGGACUUAUUGAGCAGAGGCUUAUGGAUUACGAAGAAAUGAAACAUCACAUACACAAGCUUGAGGGAUUCAUGUGGCCAGCCGGUUUGCUGGAAAAGCUUGCACUCAUAUCUGAAAGGCACAGAUCCAAGCAGGAAGAUGGCUGCAAGGAGCCAGUAUGCACCCCUGUGCCAAAGGCUGUGGCUGCCAUGACCUCUCCAUGACAGUUAGUGCUUGGAUGUUCAUGUACUUUUAUCAUUUUAAUGCUGCUAAAUCUGCUCUACUUCAUACCCCAGGAGUAACGAUGCUUCUUGCUGCCACACACAGGAACUGACAUCACAUUGUGUGUUUGGCAGCAUCUUUCCUGUGCACACAUUGUAUAGCUGCCCAUAAACUGUUUGGACACCCCUGUAUAAAGUUCUGGAUUAUACCAUGUGCUGUUGCCAUUUAUUGUACAACUGGUAUGCAGUAGCUCUUUUCAUUUUUACUGCAAGAGAGCCUCAUUGCAUCAUUCCAGGUGGACCAAUAAGGAUGGAUUCAGCGACACUCUUAAGACUUAAAAAAAAAAAAAUCACCAAGACACUUGUUUUUUAGAAUCACAACCCUAACAAUGCUUUUAUUUUUUAAAGUGCUUAUAAUCAUUUUUAUAAUUAUCAUUAAUAUAAUAUUUUUAUUAAGUCACAAAAGGUAAAUAUCAGCACCCUCUGCCUUUUAUCUGGGUGAUUUUAGUGUUUUGGGAGAGGUGGAGCACCUGCAUAACUCACAUUCGUUUGCUUUUUGAGCCUAGUGUUUAAGGGAGAAUAAUAAACUGCCCCGCAAAUGUUUAUUUAUUAUUUUUUAUACAUAAGGCCAUGGCUGUAAUUUUAUCUAUACAGGUUUUUCCAUGAAGCUCUACAACUAGACAAUAUCACUUUCAACUAGGGAUGCCCCGAUUCCAGGAUUCGGUUUGGGAUUCAGCCUUUUUCAGCAGCAUUAGGAUUCAGCUGAAUCCUUCUGCCAGGCCAAACCAAAUCCUAAUUUGCAUAUGCAAAUUAGGGGUUGGAGGGAAAUCAUGUGACUUUUUAUAAAAAACAAGGAAGUAAAAAAUGUUUUCCCCUCCCACCCUAAUUUACAUAUGCAAAUUAGGAAUUGGUUCGGUAUUCAGCCGAAUCUUUUACCAAUGAUUCUGGGGUUCGGCCGAAUCCAAAAAGUGAAUACUUUCAGCAUAGCUUGAGCUCUGACUCACAACCUUGAUACAUGUGGGAGGAGAAAGUGAUGGCAUGAAAUUAGGAAAUGCUAAAAUGUGUAAAAUGCCCUGCAAGUAUUUGCAUCUCACUCAUCUAAAAUCCAUUCUGUUUGGUGCUAAAGUAGAGGAUAUUUGCAGUGACUGUUGUACACAAAUACUCUGUAUAGAAAUAAAAUAUUUAAGAUAUAUUGCCUUAUACUGCAGAAUUGUGUGUACAGUAACAUUUAUUAUAAACCUUGAUGUAGCCAGCAUCGCACAACAAAGGAUGAAUCUAAUCUCCUUCGCUUUU